Messenger RNA from Apus apus (common swift), 2699 nucleotides. Its product is annotated as tumor necrosis factor receptor superfamily member 1A-like. Gene Ontology annotation, cellular component: signaling receptor complex; membrane raft; mitochondrion. NCBI's taxonomy places the organism in Eukaryota, Metazoa, Chordata, Aves, Apodiformes, Apodidae. Bases 115 to 1407 code for a protein of 430 amino acids. The transcript is spliced from 10 exons. The record is from RefSeq and is a predicted model, not a curated record. Gene Ontology annotation, biological process: signal transduction; inflammatory response. Gene Ontology annotation, molecular function: tumor necrosis factor binding; tumor necrosis factor receptor activity.
GGGGGUGGUAGUUUCGCUCCGCGCUCUCCGGCGGGGCCGGGGCGCGGCAGGGCUGGGGCGGCUUCCUCGGGACGCGGGGGACCCUGCCAUGGGGACGUAGCGGGCCGCGGAGCCAUGCGCGGCCGGGCGCUGCCCUGCAGCUCGCUGGGGACGGUUAUCCUAACAUUUGUCUGUGUGUUGAUGAAGGAAUCUGCAGGAAUUGCUCCAAUGCCAUAUACACUGCAAGUCUAUCGGGAAGCUUUGAAUGGAAGAGACCCCUCUAACCCCUUGAGGAGAGAAAAGAGGCAGGUGCAGUGUCAACUAGGACAAUACCUACAUCCCAGAGAGACCCACUGCUGCAUGAGGUGCCAUGCAGGUACUUACAAGGCAAAAGACUGUGACCGGCCUGACCAGGCACCUGUCUGUCUUCCGUGUCCUACUGGCACGUUCACAGCCGUUGAUAACACCAUGUCUCAGUGCUUCCCGUGUACAUAUUGCCGUAGAGAAUUUCGGCAGAUAGUAGUGAGUCCUUGCACCCCAAAGCAAGAUACUGUAUGUGGCUGUCGGAAGAAUCAGUAUCAGAUUGGCCUGUUCGAUCUCUUUGAGUGCAGGGACUGCAGUUCAUGUGUCAAUGGAAGUGUUGCUAUUGCCAACUGUUCAAAGAACAGAGAUGCAAUUUGCAAGUGUAAACCUCAGUUCUUCCGGACACUUAGUAAUGUUUGCAAGCCUUGCAGCAGCUGCGUGGGAGAAGAAUGCUUGCAGUGUCAUAGCCCAGUGGCUACCUCACCGACUUCUUCUGGGCUGAAUGGGAGCCUUGUCCUUGGCAUCAUCGUUAUAAUAUUUGUAGUUAUCUCUUUUCUCUACAUUGUAAAUAAAGUAGUGAAAUUGGUCCAGAAAAAUGGGACAGCAUCGUCUUGCUUAUCCUGUGUUCCUUUGCCCCAGACAACCAAGGAGGCACUACAUGAGGGUGAGGUAAAAAGAAAUGAAAUUUCCAUCCUUCUUCCUGAGUCCCAGAAGGAAUCACAAUUGUUAGUGAAUGCAACACCAUCAUCUGAACCUCUGUCACAAAGUUCACAGGAGUUUCCAGACUAUGUCAGACCUGCCCCAAAGACACAGCUUCCAGACAACCCUGCUGUUCUUUACACUGUGGUGGAUCAUGUACUACCAUCUCGGUGGAAAGAGUUUGUAAGGCGCCUGGGUGUGAGUGACACUGAUCUAGAGCGAAUUGAGAUGGAGCACCGGCGUUUACGAGAUGCCCAGUAUGAAAUGCUUAGACUGUGGAAACUGCAGAUGGGCCGUGCUGCAACUCUGGAGCGCAUCAGCUGUGUUCUCAGCCAGAUGGAGCUGAGUGGCUGCAGUGAAGCUAUUCAAGAGUCUUUGCUAAGACAGAACUCUCUGCAACCUUGCACCCUUCACAGCCACCUUUAAUCUAUUUCUGCUUUAGUUGCCCUCACAAUGAGUGUUGAGAGGAUCAUAACUGUUUUCCUUUCCUUUCUUCCUUUUCCCAUGCCUCCUUAUCUUUCUAAAACUCCUCAGCUGGGUUUGUUGGAGGCAGCAGCAGAUGAUGCUGGAGGAAGGCUGAGGUUUGCUUCUUAACCACCAUGUAGUUCAGCAUCUUUACAUCAAGACAGGCCUCUGCAACAACUCCUUUCCCAAGGAGGGAAAGCACCUCAUAAAGGAAGUGGUGUGUGGACUCUGACCAAGAUGAAAACAGGAGCUCAGAGGGACUUGAUAGAUCAGCUACUUCAUAAGCAAGUUGUUGCUGAAACGGGUGCUGCACCCAGCAUGUGGUGGGUGAACUUGUAGGGUGACUUGGUUAAGCUGGCUGUUUAGAUAGUACUCGCUGACUGUUUUGCAGAUCUGUUUUUCUGCAAGAUUCGGCAGUCGGAACUGGCUCACAUUGCAGCCCUUUGAUUGCUCAAUCUGACUCAAGGGAAGUGGUGGGAGGACGUGCGUAGUUCUGGAAGCAGGAAAGGAUUGCCCUCUUUUGGUAUCAAGUAGUUAUCACUGUGGCAAAAGAGUCACGAAGACUCAGAAGUGGUGUCUCUGCAAGAAGCUGGAGGGCAUUGUCCUUUCCACACCCUUGCUUCCCUCAGGUUCAAGAAUAGUAAGGAUUUAGAGCCAACGAGUCAGAUGAGAGGCUUUUUUUCUCUAGAUUUUUUUCUGUACCAAGAAACCAUGUGAGAUAGCAUUAACAAACCACUUGCCUGUGUGUUUGUUCAGGUGCAGAGGGAACACGAAUGUGUGCAUCUGUCUGGGUGAGAAGGUACUUACAUACCUGGUAGUCUGAGUACCUCUGCACAUCUGUUAUUGCAGACAGGUCGGUGGGCUCGUGUCUACCUGCUUAUCUAUCUCUGAAUGAUUUGCUGUAUCUGAUCUAACUGCAAAUGGGACUGUGUAUAUGUACAUAUAUAUAUAUGUUUAGUAACUGUCAAAUAACUUCACACUACUUCAUGGACUGCAUUCUGUGAUUGCUACUUGGGUGUAAGAUGUUUGGUACCAUCUCCAGGCUCUCACCGUCACUUUAUCGUGGGUAUUACCCUGGGUGAAGGAGAAGUAGCAAAAAUCAAUUAGCCUGCAUCAGGUGCAGGUUGUCCACACACUUGUAACGUGGAUUUUUUUUUUUUUUAAUUUAGUCCCUCAUCCCUUGACCAGUGAAAAACUUUCUGUUGUAAAUACACUAAAUGUUCUGAAUUAAAAUUCCUAUUUUUACCUCUGUU